Molecule: messenger RNA, 1056 nt
Organism: Rhincodon typus (whale shark)
Lineage: Eukaryota; Metazoa; Chordata; Chondrichthyes; Orectolobiformes; Rhincodontidae
Gene: c21h16orf89
Product: chromosome 21 C16orf89 homolog
Exons: 7
Coding region: 1-1041 (346 amino acids)
Cellular component (GO): membrane; cytosol
Source: RefSeq, a predicted model, not a curated record
AUGGCAAUGUUCCCAAAUGGAACAAAGGGCAAUGUCCAGGCAUUCCUAAAGCCGAUUUUACCCGCAGGCUUUGAUGAAGGUUUAGUAAGCACAAAGUUAAAAAGCCAGGAUUACUCACAACCACCAGCUUUCAGAAGGUGUCUACACUGGAAGUGGAGGAUGAAUGCGGCUCUGAUUGUAUUUACCAUUGUUAGUUUUGUUUCAGCGCAGGAGACAAGGCUGAACGAUGUGAUUUCAGGGCUGCAGAAAGCAACUCUUUUCUUCGAAAAUGAGUAUGACCAUUUCACUUUGGAUGGAGUGGUAGGAUUUCGGAUGUUACAAGCUCACCUCGAAGACACAUUAAAGGGAUGGUCACUGUCAGGACCUGAAGCUGCCUCACAGUUCAAGAAGGUGAAUGAUCUCAUAAGAAGACUAGACUUCACAGCAGCAAAAGCUAUCGAAGCAGUUAAAGUGACUGACCCUGUGUAUUUUAAUGGAUUUCAAACAGUACUGCAAGUUGAUUUUUGGAGUUUUAAUCCCCAGUGGAUAAAAACAGACAUCAAACUGGUUUAUCCUGAAGUGAGGAAUACAGAGUGUUUUGGAGAGAAUAUCAGUGACCGAUGUAUGACCCAACUCCUGGGUACUUGGUAUGUCUUGUCUUUGAAUUCUACAAAUGUUCGACGUCUAGAAUGGAAAAUGAACCUAAAACACUACAAUACUUGCAUACAAUUAAAACUCUGUAAAGUUCUUACACGUCUACAAAAAGUAAAUAUUUUUAACGACUGCCUGAAUGCCCAGUUAAUGAUGAAAUGUCUUACGUUUGCAGUGAUGCUUUGUGGGCAGGCUGGAUUUUCAGAGUUUUUCAAGGCCCAAUGGCUUGACCACAUCCUGGCAUGGCAACAACCAGCUGGUUGCUUUGGGGAAUCUGUGCAAAAAUACACAAAACACAAGCGAGUGAAGAGAAGAUCAAACAAUUUGAAAGGUAAAAUAUUAAUUCUGAAAAAGUAUUUCUUGUUGUUGCUGUUAAUGGGAUAUUGGAUUACAAAACUGACUAAAUGGUGAACAUUAAUGUUUGAU